UUCAAAAUGCAUGACCUCUUUCGCUUCUAAUCAAAAGGAACGUAGAAGGCUAGCGUUACUCUCUCCCUUCUCUCUUUAUUUCUCUCUCUGCUUCUUCUUGAAUGUAGGACUAUUUGAUUAGGAUCAGGAGAUUAUAAAAUUCUAGGGUUUUACUCUUGUUUUGUGCACUUGAUUUGGCUAAUGUUCAAUUUCCUUUAAUCUUCAUCCAUCUAGGGCUUCGUUCUUCAUCGAGAAGGGUUCUACAUUUCUUAGAAAGGGGUUUUUUGUCUAGAUUUUCACUCGAGAUUCAAAAAAGGCGCAGGGAAGGGUUCGAUGGAAGCAAAUCUGCAGGAGCUCAGCCGCAAUCUCUAGAGAGAGAGAGAGAGAGAGAGAGAGAGAGAGAGAGAGAGAGAGAGAAGCAAAACAGAGAUACACUAAGCGAAGAAGGGUAUUUGCCUGGUACACUGCUUCAUUUGAUCAAAAGCAUCACUGGUUAGUUGACUUUGAAUGGUGUAAGGUGUGAAGGCAUGCUUGAAACUAUUAUGAACUCCCCCCACCCCCCCCUUGGGCUCUCUUUUAUCUCCUUUAAGUAGUGGAAAACUAAAUCCUUGUGCACGCACCAGAGAUGGGAUUACUGGCAGCAGAUUUGGUAUUAUACCUUGAAAUACCGCCAGAGGGAAGCUAUGAAGCACGGGUACUUCAAAAAUAGUGCCGUACACGCACCGGGUGCGGGUACGCGUACCGGUACGGCUGCACACGUACCGGGUACGCCUGCCUCUGUUGGGUACGGCAUGGGUACACCUUUGGUGCGUUUUGGGUAUGGCGGGGGGGGGAAAAAAAUUUUGUGAAGAAUUGAGGGGUACCGGAGCAAUAUUAAGAGAAAAAAAAAAAAAAUGUAUAUACGAAUUUGCCCUAAUCUCAUCACCCUCGACUUCGACUUCUGCCCUAAUCUCAUCGAAGCAAAGAGGCAACUUCGACCAUCACCUUCGUCUUCGACUUCGACCCAGAGAUUCGACCAUCACCCUCAUCUUCGACUUCGACUUCGACUUCGACCAUCACCCUCGUCUUCGACAGAUUCGACCAUCACCCUCGUCUUCGACUUCGACCAGAGAUCGACUUCGACCCUCGUCUGCGACUUCGACCCUCGUCUGCGACUUCGACCCUCGUCUGCGACUUCGACCCUCGUCUGCGACUUCGACCUAGAGACUUCGACUUCGACCUUCAGAGAGAAAGCUGCUGAAAGAGGAGGCUAUGGAGGUGAGAGUGUACAGUCUCAAAAGAAACUGUAUGAGAAGCACCAUAAUACAGCAGAUGGCCGCAUUAGAAUAUGGCUUGGAAUAAGGCAAAUUAUGAAUUCUACUGAUUGUUUACUAACUGAAACGAGGGACACUGCAAAAGAACUGAAAACUGGAAUCCACAUAAUGCUAUGCUCGCUUGCAUCCAAGGGCUGUGAACUGCCGGAAGAACUUAGGCCCAGAAGAAGAUCAAGUGAACACUAGUGCAAUUUCUGCAUCUAGAGGUGGAUCUGGAGCGUCGAAUUCUAAACAAAGCAAGUACAACCUUUUAUUUCAGUAACCAUCAUCCCCAUAUUAUGUUUUGUGAUUCUCCUUGAAGCAUUUUACUUGUAAUUGGUACCGGAUUGGAUCUUGAAUUUACCAUAUAUCAUGAUGUUCCUCAAUCUUUGAUGAAUUUGGCUGCAUUUGUUUUUUAGAACCAUUUUAUUAUGAGUUAUGCUUUGUUCUGUGGUUA
Messenger RNA from Camellia sinensis, 1728 nucleotides. The record is from RefSeq and is a predicted model, not a curated record. NCBI's taxonomy places the organism in Eukaryota, Viridiplantae, Streptophyta, Magnoliopsida, Ericales, Theaceae.